This is a messenger RNA of Psylliodes chrysocephalus, 2591 nucleotides long. Lineage: Eukaryota; Metazoa; Arthropoda; Insecta; Coleoptera; Chrysomelidae. The record is from the annotation of a GenBank genome assembly.
CUUAAUUCCAAAUUUGACAUUCUUUUCAUCAAAUUAUAACAGAUUGCCAGCAGCUGUUAGUUUUUUUUUUAUUAAUUUAAUUUGAAAAAUGAUUUUUGAUCGUUGGGCUUCUCUAGCUGUAACUCGAAACAGGGCAGAAUCCGUGCAACUCAAAAAGCAAUUGGAUCACUUAGAAAAGCAAAAAUAUAAGGAAAUUAUUAUUCUUAAAAAUAAGAAAAAUGACUACAGAAAGAGGUGUCUUAUAGAUCUAUCUUCGAAAGAUUUUGGUUCCCAGGACGACCUUUUAAGCUUUGAAAACUUACACAUUAAAGGUGCAGAUGAUCGAUCAGCCUCCAGAUCAAACAUAUCCUGCGAUUACAAUUCCUUGCAUCGUAUGGUUUUUACUAAAGAUACAGUUGAUAUAGAAAAGCUCCUAAUACUCCAUUUGAUAUCUGUACAUAAAUCAGAGACUCUAACACCGUCACGCCAUAAGUUAUCGACAGUGCUGAAAGAAAACGAUCCUACGGCCAGAUUGAUUGAAAAAUCUCGGAGACCGUUCUACAUUGACGAAACUAUAAUGGACUUAAUACCUUUUUACACAAUAGAAAUGUGCGAAUACGGUCCAAAUGGAGAAAAACGCCGUCCUAUUCUUAACAAGGACAAGAGACUUGCGAAUCGAGUCCUUUUUAACAGAAACAUUAGAAAAUUGGUAAUAACAGUUUUUAGUGCUUUGCACAAAUCGAACUUUUUGAAGUUCAAGAAAUUGAUACAGUUAGCGCAAGAUCCGGAAUCGAUUAAGAACAUGUUGACAAAACCGAAAUCGACAAAAUUUAUAGAAGCAAUAGGCGAUCAAUUAUUGAUAACCAGUACAGAAAACUUCACUUUGACACCUCCAUUCAAGCUCAAAACUAGAGACCUGAACAUCAGGACUGCGUCUGGUUCUUUGGAAAAUGUCAUCAAGAAUUUAAGAACCAGAGUCCUUCAAAUCCCCUUACCGCUUUACCAUCAGACCGACUCGAAAGGGGAUUUUCAAAAAACAGCAAUGGCCAGAAGAUACACGGCAACCUCAUACGCCAAUCCAUUUAAGAUAGACGAUUUCGUCUCCUUGGCUGCUGAUAAAUACGCCAGACCACCACUGAAACUAAAAUUAUCUAAAAUGUAUAAAGAAGAUAAAAAAGACGAUGACAAUAAAGCGUAUCUGCAAAAAUCUAUUCCGAAUUUUGUUAAGAAGAAUAUUGAAUUAGCUGGAAAGGCGAAGAGAAUCGAAUACGAUGUGGAGCGCGACAUAAUAAAAUUACCAAAUAGAAGGGAGUCGAAAAGAAUCAGCAUGAUCGGUGCGCACGCAUUUAGAGAAAGAAAGAACUCGAACGUUGGUGCUACGUAUAUUGGAUAUAGAGCCAUGCCCAUUUCUCCUGAGGAACCUGAGCAGCCAGAAGCAGAAGUGGGGUUGACCGAUAUUUUAAAAAAUGUUCCAAGACAAUCGGUUACUAGCGUUAUUGAACACGCUGCUGCUGUGGCAAUUGAAACUCACCAUACUCUGUAUGCUCACCAUACGGAUAAAGAACAUAAAAUUGAACAUCUGCAAGAUACAGCUAAGAGAAGAAGAAUUAGUGAGCAGAGUGAUACUAGAUCACAUAGGAGGAGCGGCGAACAAGUCAGGCAUAACCAUCCAAUCGAUCCUGAUCGAAGAGGCAGUAGGCAGUACAGUAUUUAUCAGACGACUUGUCCCGCUUGUAUGGAGAGAUGGAGGAAUCCACUGCCUACUCCUAAAAGUCCGAGGUUACACGUCGAAAAAGAUCCCUUAAAAACUGACAGCAAACAGAAAAUAGACAAGUUAAUAGACAAGGAGCUUUUUACGUUAGAAACUUACGAUAAGAAAUUUUUGGAACGUUCGAGUGGGUCGAAAUCCAAGGAUAAAUCGCAAGAAUACGAAGAUUUUAGCAUCGAUCCAAUACAACUUGCCAUAAUAGAACAAGAGAUACGACAAAAAGAAACGCAUAAGAAGGUGGAAAAGUUUAUUAAGGAAAACAGUUAAAAGAAAUUAUUUAUAUCGAAUUAGAAUUUGAAAUCGAAUUUUUAAUCCAGAAUCCACCUGAAAUAAAAUCAGUAUAAGCAUUUUCACGGUGAUCUUUAAUAAGACAUUUUUCGUAAACCAACUAAAUUAUCGAUAGAAUCAACCGAUUUAACAUAUUUUUACUUAACAUCAUUUCAAAUAAACAUAGUAACUUAAAUUUUAUUAUCUGAUAUAAACUUUUCAUACAGUUUUAAAUAGAAACAAAGAAAAUAUAUCUUCUACAUCUGACAAAGAAACUCGAACAUACCCUGCUACAAUUAAAGAGAAGCUUAUUUACUGAAUACCAUUUUAUAUUAAACAGAUUUUGAUACUUUAAUUACAAAAAAAGGUAAAAAUCGAUAUAUUUUAACCAGACUCAUCGUAUUGGUUUUCAAUAUUUUCCGAAAUAAGUCUGAUUGGAGUUCAUCGUGAAAAAGCCUGCAAAGCCUGGUGAAAAACUCCACACAACUGACAGAUCGAAAAUAAAAUAGUAAUAAAACAAAUUGCUAAAAUAAAUAAGAUACAAUAUGAUAACAAAAUAAACUACUACCAAAAUUAA